Messenger RNA from Halichondria panicea, 1997 nucleotides. RefSeq lists its product as uncharacterized. The record is from RefSeq and is a predicted model, not a curated record. Gene Ontology annotation, molecular function: ubiquitin-protein transferase activity. The transcript is spliced from 8 exons. NCBI's taxonomy places the organism in Eukaryota, Metazoa, Porifera, Demospongiae, Suberitida, Halichondriidae. The coding region runs from base 710 to 1672 and encodes 320 amino acids.
GUUCAGUGCUCCUCCUGGGUCCACAGGACCUUGCAAUUAUAUUGAUGUUUCAAAAUAGCAUCUGCUCACAAGUAGAUUUCUCUCUUCUUGCUAUCACUAUAGUACAGUGAUAGCAUGCAAGAAGUCUAUACAAUUUUAAAAUAAAAAAACAAACUAUCUAAAACUAUCUUGCGUAACUAGACUCUAUAAUAAUGUUUUGUUCAAAUUCUUCGAUACCAGAAAUGCAGCUCGAUCAAAAGUUGGAGGAAAAAGUGAAUUUGACGUUGAAGGGGCAUCUGUUACAGAUAUCAGAGUUAUUACACUUUCCAGAUUGUGGCAAUAGACUCUGAUGAAUGGACCAACGGUAGAUUACGUCAUGAGGAGGCUGAGUAUGGAACGCCAAAUAGGUCAAAAAUACAUCCCACUUCAAGGGGGUGUCUCACACAUCUAUCGGUUGCUUUGCACACAUCGAUCUUUACCCACUUGUACACUUUUGACAUCUAUUGACUACACGUACUUGUACUUGACAUUUAUUGACUAAUUGACAUCUAUCGACUACUUGACAUCUACUGCUACGUAUGCUUACAUCUAUCAGCUAGUUGACAUCCAUCAACUACUUGACAUCUAUCAGCUACUUGACAUCUAUCGACUACUUGAGGAGAUCGAGGAUGCCUUACUUAAACAGGCUUUGACAGAGAGCAAGCAACCUGAUACUCAACAUAAAUCUGUGAUGGUCAGCUCUCUUUCUUGCUUGCUGAAGCUUCUGUCUGAGUAUCGGUUCAAGGAAUAUCAUCAGAUCCCAAUACGACGCACUCAUGUGUUAGUAGAUGCACUCAGAGCUGCAAGGCGGCCUGCAUUUACAAGCAUCAAGACAUUGACGGUUCACUUUGUAAGUGAGGAAGCAGAAGAUGGUGGAGGCCCAUCCAGGGAGUUUUGGUGCCUGUUGGGGAAAGAGAUAGCUCAGUCCAUGUUUGAGGGCCAUGAGAACAGUAAGGUUGUGCGGCACGAUUUAUUGGCUUUGCAGGGUGAGAAGUUUCUUCUCGUAGGAAAAUUGAUGACCAUGGGAAUCACUCAGGGUGGUAGUGGUUUCUCCUUUUUUGGAAGUAGUCUUUACGCAUACUUGUGUGGUGUUAAAAUCUGUGAUAUUGACAUACCUGAUGAAGAAGUACCAAAUACUAACGUCCGGAUCCUUAUUCAGAAGAUCAAUGAUGCUGCUGAUGACAAAGACCUAAAAGAUUGUAUCCUUGAUGAAUGUGACACCAUUGUGAAUGCCGGGUACAGCAAGCCACUUUUUACCUCGACGCAAGCAGACAAAGUUGAGAUAGUGAAGACACUAAAACUCUACUACACUCUUCUAGAGUCUUUAGCAGAGAUUAACCAGCUCAAGGAGGGAUUGCAAGUGAACGGUGUGGGAGAAGCAAUUGUGAAGUACCCUGAACUAAUGAGGCCUCUAUUUGUGCACAAUAACACACAAGUUCUGACUGCUGAGACCAUGAAGGCCAUGUUCAAAAUCACCCACUUUUCACCUAAGGGCUCAAAUGAUCUUGCUAAAGAAGAGGCUACUUACAUGCUGUUUGUAGAUUUUCUGUACGAUUGUGAAUGUGUUGAAGGUGACUCGGAGGAUUCUGUCAGUCUUAAGACCAUUCUUUCUUUUACUACUGGUUCCAGAGUCUGUUCCACCGAUGGGAUUUGAUAACUCUUUGGGUCUGAGAUUUAACGAUACCAAUGUGUUUCCCACGUCGUCCACUUGUGCGUUGGAGCUAACCCUGCCCUCCAAGUAUUAUAACAAUCCAGAGGAGUUUAAAAAGAAAAUGGUAUAUGGCCUAUAAGCACUGCAAUAAAAUGAACAUAUACUCUUUUUGUGUUUGACAAAACCUAUUAACCCUGUAUCACUUUCAUACUUUAUCAUGAUUCUUUCGAACAUAUACUCUUUUUGUGUUCUAUUCACCCUGUAUCACUUUCAUACUUUAUCAUGAUUCUUUCAAUAUCAUUAUGUUACAUCAUUCUAAAUAGACAGA